Molecule: messenger RNA, 1990 nt
Organism: Sorex fumeus (smoky shrew)
Lineage: Eukaryota; Metazoa; Chordata; Mammalia; Eulipotyphla; Soricidae
Product: vacuolar protein sorting-associated protein 33A
Exons: 13
Coding region: 44-1831 (595 amino acids)
Biological process (GO): vesicle-mediated transport; intracellular protein transport
Cellular component (GO): lysosome; CORVET complex
Source: RefSeq, a predicted model, not a curated record
UCACGUGACCGGCGCGUCACGUGGCGGCGGGGCGGGCGGCGCCAUGGCCGCGCACCUGUGCUACGGGCGCGUGAAUCUGAACGUGCUGCGGGAGGCGGUGCGGCGGGAGCUGCGCGAGUUCCUGGACAAGUGCGCGGGCAGCAAGGCAAUAGUUUGGGAUGAGUAUCUCACAGGACCGUUUGGCUUGAUUGCACAGUACUCACUUCUAAAGGAACAUGAGGUGGAGAAAAUGUUCACACUCAAAGGAAGCCGCUUGCCAGCAGCCGAUGUCAAAAAUAUCAUUUUUUUCGUCAGACCCCGGCUAGAACUGAUGGAUAUAAUUGCUGAAAAUGUGCUUAGUGAAGACAGACGUGGCCCCACAAGAGAUUUCCACAUCUUGUUUGUGCCCCGGCGUAGCCUGCUGUGUGAGCAGCGGCUGAAGGACCUGGGCGUCCUGGGCUCCUUCAUCCACAGGGACGAGUACAGCCUGGACCUCAUUCCCUUCGACGGGGACCUUCUCUCCAUGGAGUCGGAGGGCGCCUUCCGAGAGUGCUACCUGGACAGCGACCAGACGAGCCUGUACCACGCGGCCAAGGGCCUGAUGACACUGCAGGCCCUGUACGGGACCAUCCCCCAGAUCUUCGGCAAGGGCGAGUGCGCCAGGCAAGUGGCCAAUAUGAUGAUCAGGAUGAAGAGAGAGUUUACAGGAAGCCAGAAUUCCAUAUUUCCUGUUUUUGAUAACCUCUUGUUGCUUGAUCGAAAUGUGGAUUUAUUAACGCCCCUUGCGACUCAGCUGACAUACGAGGGACUCAUCGAUGAAAUUUAUGGCAUCCAGAACAGUCAUGUAAAGCUGCCGCCCGAGAAAUUCGCCCCAAAGAGGCAGGGUGAUGGGCAGGACCUGCCCACAGAGGCCAAGAAGCUGCCGCUGAACUCAGCCGAGGAGCUCUACGCCGAGAUCCGUGACCGCAACUUCAAUGCCGUGGGCGCCGUGCUCAGCAAGAAGGCCAAGGUCAUCUCGGCCGCCUUUGAGGAAAGGCACAACGCCAAGACGGUGGGCGAGAUCAAGCAGUUCGUCUCCCAGCUACCCCACAUGCAGGCGGCGCGGGGCUCCCUGGCCAACCACACCUCCAUCGCCGAGCUCAUCAAGGACGUGACGACAUCUGAAGACUUCUUUGAUAAGUUAACCGUGGAGCAGGAGUUUAUGUCCGGAAUAGACACCGAUAAGGUCAACAGUUAUAUCGAGGACUGCAUCGCCCAGAAGCAUCCGCUCAUCAAGGUGCUCAGGCUCAUUUGCCUGCAGUCGGUGUGCAACAGUGGGCUCAAGCAGAAGGUUCUGGAUUAUUACAAAAGAGAAAUUCUCCAGACAUACGGCUACGAGCACAUCCUGACGUUACAGAACCUGGAGAAGGCCGGGCUGCUGCGGCCCCAACAGGGGGGCAGGAACAGCUACCCCACCAUCCGGAAGACCCUGCGCCUCUGGAUGGACGAUGUGAAUGAGCAGAACCCCACGGACAUCUCAUACGUGUACAGCGGCUAUGCCCCGCUCAGCGUGCGGCUGGCCCAGCUGCUCUCUCGGCCUGGUUGGCGCAGCAUCGAGGAAGUUCUGCGCAUCCUCCCGGGCCCCCACUUCGAGGAGCGGCAACCGCUGCCCACGGGCCUGCAGAAGAAACGUCAGCCAGGAGAAAACCGAGUGACUCUGGUUUUCUUCCUGGGGGGUGUCACCUUUGCCGAGAUCGCCGCCCUGCGCUUCCUCUCCCAGCUGGAGGACGGAGGCACCGAGUACGUGAUCGCCACCACCAAACUGAUGAACGGCUCCACCUGGAUUGAGUCCCUCAUGGAAAAGCUUUUCUAGGGCAUGCGGAGGAAGCUGCCUCUGAAGAGCCCAGCACUCAGCGCAGAAGUUCCUCUGGAGUCAGACUAUGAGGUCAGACUGUCCCUCAGCCCUGCUUCUGCUUCUGCAUUUCUCUUUGAGGAGACGAGAACCCACUGAGUAAAGAAAGCACCAGUUGUG